GUUGUUCCAGUUUUGGUGCAUCUCCUGUCUGCUAUCAGCAGUGUUAGACUUUACAUCCCCAAAGACCUUCGACCACUGGACAACAGACAGAGUGUUCUAAAAUCAAUACAGGAAGUUCAGAAACGUUUUCCUGAUGGUGUUCCCUUAUUAGACCCUAUUGAUGACAUGGGCAUUCAGGAUCAAGGACUGAAAAAAGUUAUCCAGAAAGUAGAGGCCUUUGAGCAUCGAAUGUAUUCUCAUCCUCUUCACAAUGAUCCAAAUUUGGAAACUGUGUAUACACUUUGUGAAAAAAAAGCACAGAUUGCAAUAGACAUUAAAUCCGCAAAGCGAGAACUAAAGAAAGCAAGAACUGUCCUACAAAUGGAUGAGCUCAAAUGUCGCAAACGUGUUUUAAGGAGGUUGGGAUUUGCUACAUCUUCUGAUGUCAUAGAGAUGAAAGGACGAGUGGCUUGUGAGAUAAGCAGUGCUGAUGAGCUCCUUCUAACUGAGAUGAUGUUUAACGGCCUUUUCAAUGACCUGUCUGCAGAACAAGCAACAGCACUACUGAGCUGCUUUGUGUUUCAGGAGAAUUCUAGUGAGAUGCCCAAAUUAACAGAGCAGUUAGCAGGACCACUUCGUCAAAUGCAGGAAUGUGCUAAAAGAAUUGCAAAAGUUUCAGCAGAAGCCAAGUUGGAAAUUGAUGAGGAGACUUAUCUAAGCUCAUUUAAACCUCACUUAAUGGAUGUAGUAUACACCUGGGCAACUGGAGCUACAUUUGCCCAUAUCUGCAAAAUGACAGAUGUCUUUGAAGGCAGCAUAAUUCGUUGUAUGAGGCGCCUGGAAGAACUACUUCGACAAAUGUGUCAAGCAGCAAAAGCCAUUGGAAACACUGAGCUGGAAAAUAAAUUUGCAGAAGGAAUCACCAAAAUUAAGAGAGAUAUUGUGUUUGCCGCCAGCCUCUACUUAUAAACAGUCAGCUAAGGAAUGUGGAAUUGUGAACUGUUCUCCACCUGUCUGAUUACAAUCAACUGUAAAUGCCUAUAAGUAUUGAUUUGGUUUUCCUAUCUCAAGACAGUUGUCCUGAAACAUUUUAAUAUGUAUUAUAUUUAAAUCAAGCAUCAUUCUAAGAAAGCAUAUUACAUACACAUUUGUACAUGAGCGUUACAUUUUUUAAUAAAAAAAUGUACAGGGGGGGCAUUGUUUAGUGAAAGGCCGUUGAAAUUUUUUUAAAUGAACUUACAGCUAUUAGAUAACCAUUGUGUUAAAUGUAACUAUAUACACACAGGUAAAGUAGGCAUCCAAGAGGUAUAGUAGCAGCAGUCCCUUACAGGCUUGUACACCGGGAAGAAAGACGCAUCCUCUUGCCUUCUGGUUGCAAUCAUUUUUCUUUAGAAAGCAGGCCAGCUUCAUCUGGGCACUCUGCCACCUUCAAGGCUGGUGACUGUUCCGAUAGUGAUUCCCUGUCGUCGGUGUUUCAUGCAGAGUUGUAUGAGAAUCCUCCUCUUUUCUUUCUUUAAAAGGAGAAUUUCUCUUUUUGAAGAAAUCUGAUACAUAUACAGCCUAUGGAGAACAGGUAACAUUUAGAAUGGGGCAGAGUAUUAAAUGAUAAAAUUUUAAAUAAAUAAGCUGA
This is a messenger RNA of Budorcas taxicolor (takin), 1609 nucleotides long. RefSeq names its product exosome RNA helicase MTR4-like. The annotation marks the transcript as partial. The transcript is spliced from 8 exons. The record is from RefSeq and is a predicted model, not a curated record. Gene Ontology annotation, molecular function: RNA helicase activity. Gene Ontology annotation, cellular component: nucleus. Gene Ontology annotation, biological process: RNA catabolic process; maturation of 5.8S rRNA. Lineage: Eukaryota; Metazoa; Chordata; Mammalia; Artiodactyla; Bovidae.